GGAUCUACUCCAUAUAUUCAACUAACUUUCCCCCACAAUAUCACACACACUGACACACAGUUUAUCCAGCUGAGUAUCCAAUUCCAAGUUGCAAUAUUAUAAAUAUCCAAGUGCUGCCCCAUCUGCAUGACUCCAUUUAAAGAUUUGUGGAUGCAUUAACAUAGAUACUGAUAGAUUUAGUUUCUGUCUUCUCUCUCUCUCUCUCCAGAAUGGGAGAGCCGUUCUUGUGUAUAUGUAUUUGUGUGUAUUCUUUUCUCCUUUUCUUGUUCUAAUUGUUUCUCUUUUUAUUCUCCUUCUUCUGCUGAGUCAUGCUGAGUCAUUCCUGAUUUUCCUCUUUUCAAUCCACAUGGGUAUAUCUAUUAUGUUAGGGUAGGUGACUGGCUAUUUAAUAUGCACAGGCAGGCAGGUGAGUCAGGGGUCGUAGGGACAGGUGUCGUCAUGGAAGAGCUUCCACGUGUAGCUAUGAGAGCUUUGAAGGGCUAGGGAUUUAUGCAAGGGAGUUUGUGUCUCAGGCCUGGUUGGCUCUUCCGGUGCCUUACAUAGCUAAGGGUCCUACGGUCUUACAGUCUUACAUGUCCUGCAGUCUUAAUGCUUUCGGGGUUUGUUUGGGACAGCGCCGGGAUGAGACCUACGGUCUCUUGGUAUUGGCCGAUUCUCGGUCCAUCAUAUGUCCCCCCGUAGUAAAGGAGCCUUCUUUAGGAGGCUUUGAUUAGGUCUAGCGAAAGGUGUACAAGCGUCUUCCUGUGGGAAUUUGUUUUUUGUUUUGUUGUUUGUUUUUUUUUUUUUUUUGCCGUAUAUUGUAUAUUUCUGAAGUUUCGUUCGUUUCGUUUCUUUUUUUUUUUUUAAGAGGGGCGCGUAUCUCGAGGGUUAGUGGGAGGGGCCCGCGAAGGCCUCUAUUGUGAGUGCCUCGGGAAGUGAGCGGGUUUUUUGUUGUUUAAAAGGGGGUUGAUGUUAAGUUAUAAGUUAACUUGGGCUUUCAAAACAAAAGAUAGUGGGGUGAGCAGAGGAACCGUCAAGUUUUCUUGUCUGGGGCUUCGAAAGGGCUUCAAAGAGGGUUUUUUGCUUGGAGGUCGUACGCUGCUGUAUUUCUACUUACGGUGUUAUUGAGAGAUCAACCAUACCCCGUCGGAAUGAACAAGUCAAGGAUACUCUCAUUGGCUCAAAGGCGGGCGUUAAAGGGGGAAAGCGACAAGGAGGGAAGUUCUAGUGGUGUUCAAACAGGGGAGAAGGGAAUAGGUCCUGAAGGGGCGGUGACUUCGACCUUGGCCUCUGUCCUAGGGGAGAAGCGGAUUCCUCUCAAAAGGACGAGAUUCGAGACGGCAGAGGGAAGUGGUAGGAGGCUUCAACUGGGCGAGUCUUUUGUUUCGGGAGGGCGUAAAAAGUCUGAGAUUUUAAAGGAGAAGGGAACGGGCGAGACCAUCGACACGAAGGAGGUUGAGUCGGUGUUGAAAGGGUCUUUGUCUUCACCAGCUGUGCAGGGGGAAAAACGUACGCUUCUUCGGUUCCAUACUGGGCCGGGAUGGCUUAGUAAGGUUCCGGGUCCUACGGCUCCUGUGGGAGCUUUGGGAAUUUUCGAGUUGGGUCUAGAUCAAGGAAUAUUGGAUUCAAAGGGGGAUGAUGAGGUGGUUGCAGGCGUUAAGGACGCUCUUGGGGUGCUAGGGACCUAUGUCAUGAACUUGGUGGAGCGUACGGAGAAGAACUAUGAUAAGGUAGCUGUCGAAGUUUCUAGGGCGGAGUCUAAGGAAAGAGAGAGAGUUAGAGCGGUGAAGCGGGCUGAUGAGUUGCAGAAGGCUCUUGUUGCUAAGGAUAAAGAGCUUAAAUCGGAGAAGGAUAAAGCGUGUUCCGUGGAAAAAGUUGUGGAAGAAGAAAGGGGGACGAUUUCUCUUUUGAGGAAGGAGGUGGAAAAGUUACAGGAAGAGCUUAGGAAAGAAAAGGGGAGGGCCGAUAAAGCGGAGGAGGCCUUAGAAAAGGUGGAAAAGGAUGCAGCUAUUUCUUAUAAAGAUGCGGUCGAGCAAUUCAAGAAAUCUGAAGAGUUUGAGGAAUUGGUAGAGGUAAAGGCGGGGAUCUUUCAUGAGGAAGGUUUUAAUGAUUGCUUGGCUUUUGUUGGCGCAGGGAACGUAGUGGAUCUUACUGUUCACAAUGUAGGAAGCUUCAGGGCAGCAGAGUUAGACAAUGAGGAGGAGCGAUUCGGUGGUGGCCCGUAGACUGGUCAUGGGGUUUUCGUGUUUUGUUUGGUCCGUUUGGUUUUGCUUUUAGCAGAUAUUCUCGCCUACUUAGCGUUUCAUAAUGUUUUGAGAAAUGAUCUUCCUUUUUAUGGUAACUUUUGUGAAAUUUCAUGUCAACCGGAUUGUUUUGUUCAAGUUAGACGUGAUCAAGGAUAUUGUAAUGGAUGAUAUUUAAUAUCAUAUGAAGCUUAACUGUUAUGUUAUUGUGUUUCAUAA
Messenger RNA from Daucus carota subsp. sativus, 2441 nucleotides. RefSeq lists its product as uncharacterized. Lineage: Eukaryota; Viridiplantae; Streptophyta; Magnoliopsida; Apiales; Apiaceae. The record is from RefSeq and is a predicted model, not a curated record. The transcript is spliced from 3 exons. Bases 1131 to 2204 code for a protein of 357 amino acids.